AUGGCAGGCAGCAAGAAUCACGCUCGUGGUCAGAAGCAGAACGGCCCGUCUUGGAGACGCAAUCUAGAUUAUGUCUACGCCUCGUUCUUCAUACUUCAUAUUGUGAUCAUGUUUAUGGUUGAUCUUGUUCCGCUAUAUCCUCUUGCCUUGAAACCAGCCUUUCUCGAUGACAUCCGCAGCUUUUACAUAAACACAUACCACGAUAAAUUCUUCAUUGACCCCCCAGCUUGGUUUGGCAGUUACUUGGCUAUGGAACUGGUAUAUCAUGUUCCAGCAAGCGUAAUCAACGCUUCUAAACUCCUAUAUACAAUAGACGAUUCCUCUGCACCACUUCAUGUGCUGGUAUGGGCUAUACAGACGUUUAUCACAACCCUCACUUGCGUGGUGGAGGUGUGGAGCUGGAUAGAUCGUACGACUGACCAAAAGAUGAAUAUAAGUUUACUCUACGUCCCAUAUAUGAUAUUUGGUAAGCUUAUAUUAAACUCUAUACCCAGUAUGAUUCCUAAUGAAGCUAAGAGAAUUGUAGCUGGGUUGGUCGGGCUUGACAUGUUCAGCCGGUUACAAACAUCGUUGAAUAAGCUCAAAAGGGAUUGA
This is a messenger RNA of Microsporum canis CBS 113480, 594 nucleotides long. RefSeq lists its product as hypothetical. The record is from RefSeq and is a predicted model, not a curated record. NCBI's taxonomy places the organism in Eukaryota, Fungi, Ascomycota, Eurotiomycetes, Onygenales, Arthrodermataceae. The coding region runs from base 1 to 594 and encodes 197 amino acids. Gene Ontology annotation, cellular component: endoplasmic reticulum. The transcript has 3 exons.